AUGGAAAGAGCAGAGAGAGAAGAGGAGGUGGAAAGAUCAGAUAUUAACAAUCUCGAAAGAUUACCAGAAGGAUUUAUAUCUGACAUCCUAGCUCUAACAACACCUGCAGAUGCGUGCAGGUCUAGUCUGGUUUCAACUGUUUUCAAAUCUGCAGCUGAUUCAGAUGUUGUUUGGGAGAAAUUUCUGCCGGCCGAUUAUCAAGACAUCAUUACUAGAACAUUGCAUCCUUUUCCAUCAGCUGCUGCUGCACCAUCUAAGAAAGAGUUAUAUUAUCGACUGUGCAAUGACCCGCUUCUCAUUGAUGGUGGUUCUAAAAGCUUUCAGUUGGAAAAAUCUAGUGGAAAGAAAUGCAUCAUGCUUGGAGCAAAUGAUCUUGCAAUUGCUUGGGGAAACACUCCUCAGUACUGGGAAAACUUGCGAAGAUACAGCUCCAGGUUUGCUAAGGUGGCCGAACUGCUACAUGUUUGUUGGCUUGAAAUCCAUGGGAACCUGGAAAUCCAAUUGCUAUCCCCAAACACCUUAUAUGUAGCUUACCUUGUGCUACAGAUACAGUAUAAUGCUUUUGGAUUUGAUAACUUACCUAUAAAGGCCAAAGUCGAAGUUUUUGGUGGUAACACUAGUGUGUGUAGUGAAGAGAGAUUUAUCUACUUAUGUCCACCAGAUCCAAUGAUGGAGGCUCAAUAUUUUGCACGGGGGAGAGGAGAUGGAUGGAUGGAGGUUGAGAUCGGUCAUUUCUACAACGGAGGAGGAGACAACGAGGGCGGGGAAGUGCAUAUGUCUGUGAUUGAGACUGAGAAGGUCAAGGGUGGCCUUAUUGUCCAAGCUGCAAAUUUUGUUCGGCGAAUAUUUGUUGCAGGAUACAAUGGAGUUCUGUCUAUGCCUCGCAGUAGCACAGCAAAUUUGGAAUUUUAUUAA
Messenger RNA from Papaver somniferum (opium poppy), 915 nucleotides. RefSeq names its product F-box protein PP2-B10-like. NCBI's taxonomy places the organism in Eukaryota, Viridiplantae, Streptophyta, Magnoliopsida, Ranunculales, Papaveraceae. The transcript is spliced from 2 exons. The record is from RefSeq and is a predicted model, not a curated record. The coding region runs from base 1 to 915 and encodes 304 amino acids. Gene Ontology annotation, molecular function: protein binding.